This is a messenger RNA of Prosopis cineraria, 715 nucleotides long. Its product is annotated as 14 kDa proline-rich protein DC2.15-like. NCBI's taxonomy places the organism in Eukaryota, Viridiplantae, Streptophyta, Magnoliopsida, Fabales, Fabaceae. The transcript has a single exon. The record is from RefSeq and is a predicted model, not a curated record. The coding region runs from base 84 to 467 and encodes 127 amino acids.
UCUUCAUCCAAAAAUCACUCACUCUCAAAGCCAAUAAUCUUCAUAAUAGUAAACAUCACUUAAUUAUAGUGUUUGUGAAGAAUAUGGCUUCCAAGGGUCUCGCAGUCCCUCUUCUCCUCACUCUCAACCUUCUUUUCUUCACCAUGGUCAGCUCUGCUGCUCCGUGCACGCCGACGACGCCUUCUUCUCCGUCAUCGCCUUCCUCGUCCAAUCGGCGUUGUCCGCUGGAUGCCCUGAAGUUGGGUGUAUGUGCCAAUGUGUUGAAUUUGGUGAAUGUGAAGGUUGGAUCACCACCAACACUGCCAUGCUGCAGUCUCCUUAAGGGUUUGGUUGAUCUUGAAGUUGCUGCCUGCCUUUGCACUGCCCUUAAGGCUAAUGUUCUCGGCAUCAACCUCAACAUUCCAAUUUCUUUGAGUCUCAUUCUUAACAACUGUGGAAUGAACAACUCUGGUUUCCAGUGUCCUUAGGUCAAUCUUAUUUUUUCUUUUUUUUUUUUUUUUUAUAUUCCAUUGAUGUAAUAUGUUUCAAUAAGUUUGUUUUUCUUGUUUCUCUGUGUGUUUUGGUUCAAAGGCACUUGCAUGCCAUUCAUUAAGAUGGAAAUUUGUCAUUCAUAGCUUGUGAAUGGAAUUGAUUAAUUGUCUGAGUAUUAUUUAUUUAUUUAUUCUGCAAGUUUUGAGUUGUACUGUUUUUUAAUUAGUAUUCGUUUUACUUUCAA